This is a messenger RNA of Mucor mucedo, 453 nucleotides long. Its product is annotated as RNA polymerase Rpb4-domain-containing protein. Bases 1 to 453 code for a protein of 150 amino acids. Gene Ontology annotation, biological process: transcription initiation at RNA polymerase III promoter. Gene Ontology annotation, molecular function: nucleotide binding. Gene Ontology annotation, cellular component: RNA polymerase III complex. Lineage: Eukaryota; Fungi; Mucoromycota; Mucoromycetes; Mucorales; Mucoraceae. The transcript is spliced from 3 exons. The record is from RefSeq and is a predicted model, not a curated record.
AUGCACAUUAAAACCAUUAGAGCAGCCUUGAUUUCGAAUUACGAAGUAUUGAGACUUUUAGAAGAAAGCCAAGAAGCACAGAAACAAGUACAAAUAGCGGAUCCCUCAGUAGAAUACCCAGAACAUUUAAGAACAGUUCAAUUUGAAUUGACAGAAUAUCUGAAGGAAACACCAUGUAGCACACAAACACCACAACAAGUCUCUGAUUUUUUAAAUGCCUUAUCCAGAUUUGCACUGACACGGGCCGAAAAGUUACAAAUUUUAAACUGGAGACCCAAAAGCACAGUCGAGAUUUACUUGAUUAUCGAAGAGUGUGAAGAACGUUUUUCAGAAGAGGAUUUAGAGGAAAUGCUCAACUCAAUUAUUGUUUGUUUACCAAGAGAUGACGAUGAAGUAGAGGAAGAAGAAGAGGAAGAAGAGGUUGAAGAAGAAGCAAUGGAGGAAGGCGAAUAA